UUUCAGCUAGUUGCAAACAAAAUGUAAGUUCAUGGGUUUAAAUAAUAAAAGAUAAAGGUCUAGGGAUGAAAUAGCAAGAACUAAGAUAAUCAAGGGACCAAAUACAAAACAUACCCAAUAGAAUAUGAGUUGCUUCUGGCCGUGGCAACUCCAACGGUCAUAUUUCUCCAAACUCACCGGAUCAACCAAAAUGACCGAGUCAGCUCUCUAUAACGACGACGAAGAACACCACCACCAAAAAUACUGUACCCAUAUCUCCAAAAUCCCAAUCGAAAUCGUGACUGAGGAAGAAAUGGUUCUACUCGAAGCUGCCAUGGUUUCUGCUCGCUCUUGCAUCUCCUCCUCGGCCAUCCCUGUUCUUCGUCACUCUCAUCUUCAUACCCAUGUUAGGUCCAUUCAGUCAAUUACUGCUCUUUCAAAAAGGGGUUUUCCGGGCUCUAAAGAACCGGAUAUGGAGGAUUUGGGUGAUUUCAGAAAUACCCAGAAGAAAAGCCGGUUGCUUGACUCGUAUUAUCUUCGGUUUCGGAGGAAUAAAGGCUUGUUCGUUACUGAUUUUACUGACACGGAAUGGUGUGAAAAACAAAAGGAGUUCAGUCUACUCGGCAAGCGAUAUGUCAAUAAGGCUAUGAAAAAGGGUAUUGCUCGCCAUGCCAAGCUUGAAGAAGAGGUUGUUAAAAAAGUGAAGGUUACUGUGAAGUCAGUUGAAGAUAGAUGGGCUUUGAAGUUUUUAAAUUUUAUAAUUGGUGUAAAUCAAUUAUUAUUUGAAGGGUUAACACGUGAGCUCCCAUUAGUAAGUUUUGUAGAAGGUGUUUGGAUUGUGGGAGUGAUCGAUGAAAUUCGAAUGCCUAUUACAGAAACUGAUAAACAUCCUUUACUAGUUGACACGAAGACUCGUGUUCGACCCACACUUCCUUCCGAACCACAGCGAAGAAACGGAAGGUUUCAAUUAAUGUGUUACAAGCGUAUGUGGGAUAGUUUAGUGAGUGAUAAUUUCCCAACCAAAAAGUUUUUUGACUUCUAUAACUUGAAUCCCUAUAACAAUUUGUCUGAAGAAAUCGUUGACAGAACACGAAAUGUUGGAUUCCCUGCGCAGACCCUAGAGGAUGUGAUGAAGUACUACUCAAAUACAUGUAGUGUGUUACCUCUUGCUUAUGACAACAUGUUAUUAAGAUAUGAGUCCCAGCAAGACAAUUCACUGCUCGGUGAAGAUGAGUUUGCGUAUGACUUAGAUUGGCUUCAGAAACAAAUCCAUGUUAGUCUUGAGUUCUGGCAUGGAAAGCGGGAAGCAAGUUACACUCCCGAGGAAGAGCGUUGGAAAUGUCGGUUCUGUCAAUUCGCUAAUGAAUGUCCUGGAAAUAGUAACGGUAGCUCUUCAAGCCCUUCAAGCCCUACUGACUUAACCCCUUCAAGCCCUACCGACUUAACCCCUUCAAGUCCUACAAAUUCAACGCCUGACAAUAAUUCAAGCUGCUAGGGAGGCACACCAGCAAGUACUUCUGUUGUUUCCAACGAAUUUCCUCGGUUAAUUCAGCUACAAAAACAGAAAAGUUUUCCCAAAAUCAAAGGGGUGAAUUGAAUUUUGUUAAUAAGCUACAUUUCAUUUUCUACAUUUUAGUUGGUUCUUUGUAUUUAUGGUGGUACAUCAUAUUGAUGUUCCUGGUAUUGUUGUUUGAUUCUUUGUUGUAUGUACAAUUCAUUUAUUGAUUUAUAGAAGAAAGUUCUUUAGGGCAUGCAUUUGGAAGCAACCGUUUAAUUA
Molecule: messenger RNA, 1756 nt
Organism: Cannabis sativa
Lineage: Eukaryota; Viridiplantae; Streptophyta; Magnoliopsida; Rosales; Cannabaceae
Product: exonuclease V, chloroplastic
Exons: 6
Coding region: 125-1474 (449 amino acids)
Biological process (GO): interstrand cross-link repair
Cellular component (GO): nucleus
Molecular function (GO): single-stranded DNA 5'-3' DNA exonuclease activity
Source: RefSeq, a predicted model, not a curated record